AUGGCAGACUUUGACGCUUCUCGCGAGCCCGACAUGGCCGCCAAGCACGAGUUCCCUGAGAUGAGCCACAGCGAGAAGGAGGCUUUCGACCGACUCCUUCGCCCCGAUGAUAGCUACACCCAAGCAGGUGUCUACUGGGCUGAUCUUCCUCUCGGACAGCGGAUCAAAUUCGUCCGCUCCGUGGACUCCAAAGAGAGUAGCCGUCAGUGGUCGGCUCUCUGGCAGCAGUUCAAGGCUGAUCCUUUGUCGCCGCUGAUGAACUACUUUCGUGACACCGUCAUUCCAGGUGCUGGUAUUGGUCUGGAAGGUUAUGUUUUGCUCUCCAUCGGAAACAUCUCCACCCUGUUUGGCAAGUCCUUCGAAUCCUGUUGGGGCAAAUACGAGAUCUGCUCCAAGAACUGGAUCUCUGCUAUAUCCUACCUCGAGAUCGUCGGUAUUAUCAUCGGACAGGUGUUGGUAGGUAUUAUUGGCGAUUGGAUCGGCCGUCGUUGGGGUUUGCUACAAGAUGCCUGGAUUAUGAUUCUGGGCUUGGUCAUGCUGGUUUGCGCUUGGGGUACCACGCAGAACGGUUGGGUCAUCUGCUAUGCGUGGUCUUUGUUCAUCUACGGCAUCGGUGUUGGUGGCGAGUACCCGAUGACUGUCACAAGUAGUAUGGAAAAUGCCGUCGGCUCUGGCAAGCUCUCUACCCGGGAUGAUCGUCUUCACCGCGGUGCCAAAGUGAUCUCAUGCUUCUCGAUGCAAGGUUGGGGUCAGGUUCUCAACCAGGCCUUCCUCAUGAUCCUGCUUUUGAUCUUCAACGCCGGCAGCGGCGAGGAGCCCAUUAACCAGACCGCUACCCAAUGGACCUACCGCAUCUCUUUCGUGAUCCCGUUGAUUGGCACUCUCUGGCUUCUUUACUACCGCGCCUACCACAUGAAGGCCGCCAGCAAGCAGCUCGCAGCCACCAAGAAGGCGGCCAAGGUGUCCGUCACUGGCUACGACAGCGAAUCCCUCCGCUUGACUUUCAAGCACUUCACUCCGCGAGUCAUUGCCACGGCUGGCGGCUGGUUCGCCAAUGACGUCUUCUUCUACGGCGCCAAGCUGUUCUCCAGCGACUUCAUCGCCGUUAUCAGCCCGAAGUCGAAGUCAAUCUUCACCACGUGGCAGUGGAGUUUCAUCGACGUUGUCGUCACGUUGGCUGGUUAUUACUUCGCUAUCGCCUUCGUCGACAACAAGCUCUACGGCCGUAAAUGGAUGCAGAUCUGGGGCUUCUUGCUCUGUUUCAUCAUGUUCGUGGUGCCUGCGUUCAACUACGACUACUACACGGAGGCCGCACACAUCCACUCGUUCCAGACGAUGUACUUCCUGUCCAGUUUCUUCAACCAGUUCGGCCCCAACUGUGUGACCUUCCUCGUGGCUGGUGAGGUCUUCCCCACCCCGAUCCGGGCCACCGCGCACGGCAUUUCCGCCGCGACGGGCAAGCUCGGCGCGCUGCUGGCGGCCAUCCUCUUCAACUACAUCGACACCCAGACCAAGUUCUACUUCGUCCCCUGGUGGGGGCUGCUUGGUAUGGCCCUGACAUACCUGUUCCUGCCCGACACCACCGGCCUCGACCUCAAGGAGCAGGAGCGCCGCUGGAUCUACAUCCGGGAGGGCCGUGAGCACGAGUACCACGGCGUGGCCGUGCACCCGAAGCAUUUGUCCGUGUGGGAGCGCUUCCGGGGCGCCAGCAAGUACUACGAUCCGGAGCUGGACUACCAGCAGCGCAUCCGCGAGUACCGCGCCGAGUGGGAGACCAAGAUGGCGCGCCUGAGCGAGGAGACCAAGCGGGAGGAUGAUGCGGACGCCUUCAUUGAGGACGAGUUGCUGGGCGGCUCCGUGCACGACUACUUCUACCGCACGAGCUCGUUGAGCACGGCGCACAGUGUUGAGAAGCUUGACGUGGCGGAGGCGAAGUAG
Messenger RNA from Aspergillus aculeatus ATCC 16872, 1938 nucleotides. RefSeq lists its product as uncharacterized. Gene Ontology annotation, biological process: transmembrane transport. Gene Ontology annotation, cellular component: membrane. The transcript has 3 exons. The coding region runs from base 1 to 1938 and encodes 645 amino acids. The record is from RefSeq and is a predicted model, not a curated record. NCBI's taxonomy places the organism in Eukaryota, Fungi, Ascomycota, Eurotiomycetes, Eurotiales, Aspergillaceae. Gene Ontology annotation, molecular function: transmembrane transporter activity.